Molecule: messenger RNA, 3041 nt
Organism: Oreochromis aureus
Lineage: Eukaryota; Metazoa; Chordata; Actinopteri; Cichliformes; Cichlidae
Exons: 11
Coding region: 632-1948 (438 amino acids)
Biological process (GO): programmed cell death
Cellular component (GO): cytoplasm
Source: RefSeq, a predicted model, not a curated record
CAUGAUAUUCUAAGUUUUUGGAAAGGGUCUAUAUAAGGAAGUGAGAGCACAGCAUGUAGAUUUGCACAACUUAAAUAAAUUCUUUGUUUCAUUUUUCCCAAGAAAAAAAACCAAAAGCAUUGUGUUGCUGCAUCACAGUUCAGCAGAACUUACAGGCUGCAGCAUGCACAGUCAUGUCCUUCAAUGUUUGGACAGAGAUUACCAGAUUACCAGAGUAAUCAGCAAUCACUGAACGUGUCACUGAAGAAUUUAUUGUGUAUAAAGUGCGAGUUUAAAAAAAGCAGUCUCACAGGUUCCUACAGGUCUUCCUAGCUGUAAAAUGAGCCAACAGGUUUUUCUGUUGCAACGUGUUUACCGUCUUCAGCACACACCCCGCUGCGCUUCACAGUUACUGCAGGAUAUUUUAGAGCUGAGAGACUCAAACACAGGCUUUGUUUUGUUUUCCUCUCUCGUUUUAAAUGUGUUAAAAGCAGAGAUUUAGCUGAAUUGUUUUUUAGAAAAAGCUUCCUGUUGCUUUGUGGGAGCUCCAGCUGUUGCACUCUACAUUGACCUGACCCUGACACGUGUGAAUGUGCAGUGAUUCAUUGGCUGAACUGGUUCAGCCGCUGGGUGUGAAAAUCUGCUGAAGAAGAUGUUUGCUGCUGAAGCCAAAGCAUUUGUCCAGACGCUGGGAGAAACAGACCUCAUCUCUAAUGAUAACUUAAACUGUAAAAUGGAUCUGCUGACUCUGGUCAAAGUCACUGAGGGAAGUUUUUGGCCAGUACAGAAGUACAAAGUGAUACACUGCAGCCUGCCUGAGCUCAUGGAGGAGGAAAACUUCUCUCCAGAUUACACCGAGGAAGUCUUGGUGGAGGACUUUAAGAUCACUGCAGAGAAGAGUGGGAGUGGAGGUGUAGGUGGAGAAUGCAGUAAUGUAGGUGAAGCUUAUAUUAAUGCCAGCACUAGUUCUGUGGAUGGUCUGGUUCAGCCCGUCAGCAUGAUGACAAAGAAGGCCAAUGUUAAAACUGUGGUGAGCAGAUUCAAGGGCAGGAAAAUACAUAAGGACAGCUUGGACAUGCUGGGAUUGAAAGAGAAGGAUAAACUGAUGUUUGUUUCUCAAAUAGUUUACAACUCCAGCCCUGUCAAAGUUAUUAGAAAGUCUACGACUGAUGGCUCCAUUUUCACUUCUUAUGUAAAGAUGCUGAGUGUCUUUGCAAAGGGGAGCAGUAAGGUGGAGACAAGCUUCACUGUGCCAGCAAAAUCCAUCUUUGCUUACGGCCUGGUGGAGAUAAAGAUUGAGGAUGAGAAGCUGAAGAUCUCAUGUGAGCCGUGGACUCGUAGCUUACUCGAUUGGCUCCUUGGUGACAACGUAAGCAAUCCAACUGUGCAAAAAGUAAAAGAAGAACUGGAAAUGAAGGAAGCUCUUCUGCAGCCGCUGGCAGAUCUUCCUGAGUUGACUCGUUGUGAUCUGCUGCAAACACUCAGCGAGCUCGUAGAGGAUGGAGACAAUCUCUCUCUGCUGGAUAAAACACUGGAUCACUGCAGUAAUGGAGUGUUUGAGUGUGUUCAGUCUGAGGCUGUCUCUUCCUUCAUGGACCUUCUCAGUGUCUCAAACAUCUCCACAAGUGAGCAGGAUGCUGUUCACAUGUUGGUCAGCGCCCUGCACACUCUGCCAGACGAAGUGCCGCCACUUCUGACUCGCUGCAGUCCAGAUACUCUGAGAGUCCUCGACCAGCUGGUGGAUGAGCUGAAGGAUGGUCGGGCCAACCUCCCAGAGUCCCUGCCCGUCCCCCUGCAGGAGGGAGGGGAGCUCCGCUGGGCGGCCGAGUUCAUCUGUUUGAACGAUCAGAAGCUGAAAGAGUUGAGUGACGGCUGGGACCGACCCGAGCUGCCCCCAGAGGUUCUGCUGGAGGUUCUGUGCCUCGCUGUGCAGGGACUCAGCCUGAUGCAGCCCACAACAAACCCUUAAUGUCAGCUGCUCUGAUCUUUGUUAAUGUGCUUUUACAGCAGCUGAUGUUUGUGAUGGUUCAGUGUCCAGUCAAGUGAAUACAUCAUAGUUUUGAUGUCCAUCGCUGAUUCCACAAUUGGUGAACUUUAAUUCAAUGUCUCUCUCUGAUUUUGUUUCCUGUUUCACUUUGUCAUCUUUCAAAGAUAACAUCAAAAAUAACCAACAGAAUUCAUAUUCUAUUAAAGUAACAUACCUUUAUUAAGUUCUUUACAUUAUUGUUAUGGUUCAUGUCAUGUUUCCUGUAAUUUGACGGUUUUCCUGGACUCUUUUUGUUUGCAGACUCCACUUUAGUCAUUGCGUCUCCAACCUCUUCAUGUUCAUUUUGAGUUUUUUAAGUUCUUUAUAAAUACUUUUUAAAUUCCUGGUUAUUAAAGGUUUGAAAUUACGUGAAGGGAACAAGUGGAACAGUUUUUGUAUUAGAAUAAAAAAGAAUGUUUAAAAACAUGAAUGAUGAUGGAUGAUUAAGGCUGGACAUAGAUAAAAGUUUCAAUUUAGGGGGCAAGUCAGAAAAUCAUAAAAACUGUAUGGAACAUAUCACAAUUAUAAUGAGCUGCCUACCUAUCAUAUUUAGGAAAAUCUCAUCUUAAAGUCUGUAAUCUUAAAGUCUAUAUGCUAACUGCUGAUCUAAAAUUGGAUUGUGCUAAUGAGAGAUUAAUGUUGUGCUCAGAGGUAAAAACAGGGUCAACAAUGUAAAUAAUAUAAGACAGCGAUGAGGUGUUACACCCUCUGUAAUCCCCACUUGCCUUGUACUGACAGUGUAAGAGUGUCUGGGUGUUGUUGAGGUUUAAUUGCUUCUUAUCUGCGUCUGAUGAGGUGUGGCUGAUGGCAUGUCUGAGGAGAGUUUGGGGGAUAUUACUUCUGGCCUUGAUACUCUCUAGGUUGUUAUUUUGAUUGGAUGUUUUUUGGUCAUUUAAACUAAAAACAAAGGUUUCUACAAAGUUUGGUUUCAGUCUCCACUUCAUGUUGCAGGUUUUCAUUCAGAUCUAAUAGUGAGGUAAUAAUGUAAAUAUAUGUUUGGCUCAAUGAACAUGAAGUAAACAUGUUAUCAGAAUGA